Mucor mucedo is the source of this 1616-nucleotide messenger RNA. RefSeq lists its product as uncharacterized. The coding region runs from base 25 to 1596 and encodes 523 amino acids. Gene Ontology annotation, biological process: protein folding in endoplasmic reticulum. NCBI's taxonomy places the organism in Eukaryota, Fungi, Mucoromycota, Mucoromycetes, Mucorales, Mucoraceae. Gene Ontology annotation, cellular component: endoplasmic reticulum. The transcript has 4 exons. The record is from RefSeq and is a predicted model, not a curated record. Gene Ontology annotation, molecular function: misfolded protein binding; protein-folding chaperone binding.
UUUUUUUUUUUUUUUUUUCUUAAAAUGAGACAUUCACACUAUAUUUUGGCUUGUCUAGUUCCAUUGCUACUCUCAUGUAGUGUAUUUGGAGACAAAAGUACACAAGAGUAUUUGACUGAAGGCAAUGCGUAUUUGACAGGUGGAAAAUACAAUGAAGCCCUCACCAGUUUUGACGCCGCCAUUCGUCAAGAACCCGAUAAUUACUUGUCCUAUUUUAAAAGAGCCACAGCGUAUCUUUCACUGGGCCGUCAUCAUGCAGCGGUAGAUGAUUUUUCAACCAUUUUAAACCUCAAACCCGAUUUCGAUAACGCUUAUCUUCAGCGAGCUCGGAUUUAUACACAGGAAGGGCAUUUUGAUCUGGCUCUACAUGAUUUAAACAAGUAUUUAGAAAAUCAUGUCUCUGAUAAGAAAGCUCAGACUAUGUUGCACGCAGUACAAAGUGCUCAAGAAGCCAUGAGAAAAGCAAGAAUCGAAAAAUCAGAAGAAAAUUAUGAAGAAUGUAUUACAUUGACAACCGCCGUGUCACGGACAUGUCCUCUACUAGCAGAAGCUCGUUUAUUACGAGCACAAUGUCAUGUAGGUAAAGGCGAGAUAGAUGAAGCAGCCGGCGAUUAUGCACGUGCAGCCCAAUUAAAUCCAUCGGAUGCCGAUAUCCUACUCAUCUUAUCAAAAAUCAAUUUUUACCUAUUGAACGAACCUCAAGGUGCACUCACGCAUGUCAAGCAAUGUCUUCAUUACGAUCCAGAACAAAAGGAAUGUAAAAAACUAUUUCGUCAAAUUAAAAAAAUCAACAAGGAGUUAGCCUCGAUCGAAACCGAUAUUCAGUCCAAACGUUGGGCCACCGCGGCCAAUCAUCUGAUCGGUACUGCCAAUCGACAAGGUCUUCUUCAAGACAUCGAUUUGGAGUUGGAGGCGCUCGAAACACAACUCGCAUUACGAACACCACUGCCGAAAAGACUUCAUGCUACCUGCUACCGUCUGGCCUGUCAAUUAUAUGGACAGCAAGGAAAAGACGAUACACUGAUCCAGAAAUGGUGUACAUUGGCCUUGGCCGAAAAAGAGGAUGGCGAGUCCCUAUUGUACCGUGGUGGAGCGUACCUUCGACAAAAGGAAUAUGAGGAUGCUGUGCGUGACUUGGAAAAAGCUCAUACGAUGUUGGGACGUAGUGAUGGAAGGGCUCGUACGCUAUUACAACAAGCGCAACAAAAGCUCAAGCAGUCGAAAAAAAUUGAUUAUUACAAGCUAUUGGAUGUCUCGCCCAAUGCAGAUACACGUGAGAUCAAGAAGGCGUAUCGUAAGAAGGCGCAUGAAUGGCAUCCUGAUAAAUACAGUGGUGAUUUAGACAAGGAGAAAGUGGAGCGUAAGAUGGCGGAUAUUAAUCAAGCUUAUGCUGUAUUGAGUGAUGCGGAUAUGAGACAACAGUAUGAUAAUGGAUAUGAUCCCUAUGAUCCUGAGAAGGGAAGUGGAGGCCCAUCACCGUUCCAACAACAACAACAACAACAACAACAGGGAGGAUUUCAUUUCCAGAAUGGGUUCCCAUUUGGCGGUAACUUUCCUGGCGGUGGUCAAGGCGGUGCUUACUCGUUUCAGUUUUAAAUGAAGCUUUAAAUAAACUC